ACGGUCAAGUACCAACAACGGGAAAACAGGAACUCGAAAACCGUGUAGAAUUGAAGCUAGGGGACAUUGGAAAAGUGAUAACAAUUAAAAGUGGUAAAAACAAACGGGUUUGAGAAUAAAUUGUGCCAGUUUUCUUUGAGGUAUCACAAUCGAAAAUACUAAGUGAAGUGAAGACCUUUGAAGUGAAAGUGAAUAUUUCAAAGAUUUCAACUAAGAAAAAUCUACAUAUAAAUAAAACAAAAUGAAUACAGAAGAAUUCAGAGCAUAUGGGAAGCAGAUGAUCGAUUACAUUUGUGAUUAUCGAACGAAGAUUGAAGACCGGGACGUUGCACCAACGGUGGAUCCUGGUUUUCUGCGGCAACUGUUGCCAGAUGAAGCACCGCAGAAGGGCGAAGACUUCAAGCGGAUGCUAGAGGAUGUCGAAAACAAAAUCAUGCCCAAUAUGGUGCACUGGAACCAUCCCCGGUUCUUCGCCUAUUUCCCGUCCGGCAAUUCCUAUCCCUCGAUUCUGGGCGAUAUGUUGAGCAGCGCCAUCGGUUCGAUCGGUUUCUCAUGGGCUUCGUCGCCGGCCGCAACCGAACUGGAGUCGAUCGUUAUGGAUUGGUAUGCCAAAGCAUUGGAUCUGCCGGUGUUUUUCCGCACCGAUGUUCCGGGUACUCGCGGAGGUGGAGUGCUUCAGGGGUCCGCCUCUGAGUGCGCUCUGGUCUGCAUGAUGGCAGCACGGGCCCGCGCCAUAAAAGAGCUCAAGGGACACAAUGUGGAGGUCCACGAUAGCGUCUAUUUGCCCCAGCUUGUCGCUUACGCCUCAAAGGAAGCGCACUCGUCGAUCGAAAAGGCAGCCAAGAUGGCCAUCGUCAAGCUAAGGGUCCUGGAAACCGACGAUCGUGGAGUUUUCCGAGGCCGAACUUUGAGGGACGCCAUCGAGCAGGAUAUCGAACACGGUCUCACUCCGUUCUUCGUCGUUGCGACCGUUGGGACAACUUCGGCCUGUGUUUUCGAUAAUUUAGUCGAAAUCGGUGAGGUUUGCAAAAGUAUCCCGAGCAUUUGGUUCCACGUAGAUGGAGCUUACGCCGGAAAUUCGUUUAUCCUUCCGGAAAUGAGACACUUCAAACAGGGGUUGGAAUACGCCGAUAGCUUCAACACAAACCCCAACAAGUUGCUGCUCACGAAUUUCGACGCGUCGGCCCUCUGGGUGAAGGAUGUCAAACUUCUCACAACUGCACUGGCCGUAGAUCCGCUCUAUCUUCAGCACGAUCAUAGCAGUGCCGUGGACUUCCGGCAUUACGGAAUUCCACUGAGUCGCAGGUUCCGAGCGCUCAAGCUGUGGUUCGUGUUUCGCUCCUAUGGAAUUGUGGGUCUCCAGAAGUACAUUCGCAAUCACAUCGCCCUGGCAAAACGAUUCGAGUCCAUAGUGUCCAGCGAUGAACGAUUCGAAGUACGAAAUGACGUCAAUCUUGGGCUCGUUUGCUUCCGUUUGAAGAGUCACGAUCGCAUCAAUCGGGAUCUGCUGGCGCGAAUCAAUCACUCCGGCAAGUUCCACAUGACCCCGGCCAUGGUGAGGGGGAAGUACAUCAUACGGUUCUGCGUCACCUACGAGCACGCCACAGCGGAACAAGUUGAUUACGCCUGGGACGAAAUCAAAAACUUUGCCGAGGAAACGCUGGCAGCCGAGGGUUUGGUCGUUUCGAAGGAACAACCGGCCCAGGUCACCAAGAAGGUGCCCAAGAAGCUCACCCGCAGCAUGUCCACCCGGUUCUCGUUCACCCGCAGCGUGUCCCGCGAAAUCUACGAACGACAGAACAGUCGUUCGCAACUCACAGACGGAGCAACGCCAAUCGUCAUUAUCGAUACCGACGAGAUUCUGGAGAGCCUACAGAGGGCCUCCAGGAUAAAUGGAACGAUCCAGAAGCAACCGGAACUGUACGAAACCGACAGCACGGAUGAGGCUAGCAAUUGACUAGCUGCUCCUCCAAUCCUUCUCAACCACAACGUCUAUCCUCCAUCGGAUGAUUGUGAAGAUAGAGGCAGCUGUCGCAUAGAGAUCACGGCCAUCAUCAGCCCCAGCCGGAAGAAAUCGAUUCUAGGGGAAGGGCAGCUGCCCAAACGAUACAAAUCCAAAAGUUGCUCCAGUAUUAGACAAAUGUGAUGAUGGUAACGAAACAAAAUGUUCACCCUCCUCAUUUAGACUAGAUUUAGCAGCUGUAUGCUACAUGCACGUUCGUUGUACUGUGUUUUGCACAGAACUAAUAGAAGCUAGAUACUAUAUUAUUUAAAUAAAUGUACUUAACUUAGGUGAUGCACUUAUAGAGCAGCAUCCUAGAAAUCAUGACAGCAAACCAUGACCUCAUACAAUGUUUACAUAGGUGUGAAAUCUUAUUUAUUGAGACUAGCGUUAAAGGCAAAUUCUACACACAGUAUUAUUAUAUCCAUUCACAGAAGAGAACACACAUCAUACUAUUGUUAGCUGAACAUAGAUCAUUGAAAAUAUGUUAAGAAAUUUGUUGUAGGAUCUCAAAUGUAUUUGAAUAAAUUUCCCUAAUCUUUUUA
Molecule: messenger RNA, 2547 nt
Organism: Uranotaenia lowii
Lineage: Eukaryota; Metazoa; Arthropoda; Insecta; Diptera; Culicidae
Gene: Tdc1
Product: aromatic-L-amino-acid decarboxylase
Exons: 6
Coding region: 242-1957 (571 amino acids)
Biological process (GO): amino acid metabolic process
Molecular function (GO): pyridoxal phosphate binding; carboxy-lyase activity
Source: RefSeq, a predicted model, not a curated record